Messenger RNA from Chlamydomonas reinhardtii, 764 nucleotides. RefSeq lists its product as uncharacterized. The transcript has 2 exons. Lineage: Eukaryota; Viridiplantae; Chlorophyta; Chlorophyceae; Chlamydomonadales; Chlamydomonadaceae. The record is from RefSeq and is a predicted model, not a curated record. The coding region runs from base 195 to 365 and encodes 56 amino acids.
GCCAAAGCUUUACAGUAUAACAAGUGACUCGACAAUCGAAGAAGUGCGCUACAGUCGUCCCAUGCCGCGGGCCUUGGUGAUUCGAGCCUAUAGGAUGGCCAAACGUGUUACAAAGCCACCCAACGCCCACUUCUAUACAGACUUGCUACACCUGCCUGCCCAGCGUUCGUCUGUCCUCACCUCCUUUCUGAAGAAUGUCUCGCGGCAACAAGCGUGAUAUCGACCGCGCCCGCGCCCAGAAGCGCCAGGAGGCGAAUGGCAAGGGCAAGAACGCGGAUGGCCUGACCCCGGAGCAGCGGCGUGAGCGUGACGCCAAGGCGCUCGCGGAGAAGAUUGCGAAGAAGGAGGGCGCGGGAGCCAAGUAAAGGAGCUGGAUCAAAGCUUAGUUAUCUAGAUUCGUCUGCAGGAGCAGAAGCGGCGACCGGUGGAAGAAAGCGACCGCGUUGAACCUCGGAUGCGUGUGCGGACAGAGGCUGGCGCGCUGUGACCAGCCCUUAGUGUAUGUAUUAGGUCCAAUUGACCAGACUUGACCCGGACUGUGACUGCGUGUUUGACUUGACGAACUGCGUGCGGACACGCACGGGCGGACCACACCUCGGGGCAGCUCGGGGGCACCGUGUUCCUGAUAGGUCACUUACUACUUACUCAGCGUGAUCGCGGCCGCAUUUCAGGCCAAAAUGAAUUACGGGCAAGGCCGGUAGAGCCGUGCCGCUAUGGGGCAGUGAGGGGGAAAGCUACUUUGGCGAAUGUAAGUGCUGCUCACA